Lactuca virosa is the source of this 1306-nucleotide messenger RNA. Lineage: Eukaryota; Viridiplantae; Streptophyta; Magnoliopsida; Asterales; Asteraceae. The record is from the annotation of a GenBank genome assembly.
CCUACCUUUCCGUUUCUCAAUCUCGCUCCAUUCCCUUUCUAUAUUCUCACUCCUCGGCAGCUCCAGCUUCUCAAUGGCGACAGCGGGCGACCGCGGAGCUCCAGAAGAGUUUUGGAAUAGCCAUUUGCGGCCAGAGAUUGAUGAAGGACCCCAGAAUGUUUCUCAGGAGGCAGGGCAAAAUAACUCAAGUGGAGUAUCAGAUCUUAGCACUCAUCAAGCUGGAAAAUCAGAGCUUGAACAAAUGUUAAAACAUAUGACAUUUACUAGGUCUGAAACCCUGUACUUGAUAGCAUUGUUGCAUUCAAGAACCAUCGAGGCGUCACCUUCUGAUAAAUUCCUUGCUGCUAGUAAAAUUUCAAGAAUUGCUUCACCUACUGAGCUUGCGGAUGCCAACAAAGCAUUGAGACAAGAUUCAAAGUUUAUUAACAAAAAUGCACCAAUGAUGGUUUCACCACAGCAACCAACAACUAUUGAAAACCUCCCAAACGAGCUUUUAUCAAACAUAUUCAUUCGCUUAUUGGCCAAACAGCUUGCUCAAAUGAGAUGCGUCUCUAAAUCUUGGAAUUCCCUAUUAUCUAAAUCCUCCUUUGUAAAAACCCAACUCCAUCAUUCCAUCUAUAACAAAGAUAAAACUCUCUUUCACUUCUCUGAUGACCAUUAUUAUGGCUUCAAACUCUCGGUUAACCCCAAUCCCCAACUCAUUAGUUUCAUCAAACUUCCACCUAACCCUGAAUCUCCACAUACAACCAUCAGAGUUAUUGAUUCUGUCAACGGCUUAAUAUGCUCUUCUUACAGUGAUACGGUCAUUCAGAUUUGGAACCCUUCUCUCUCUGCCAUCUUAACCCUUCCGCCAUAUUUCAUGCCCUGCAGUGCUUAUGAUUCAAUCAAAAUCUUUUUCCGGUUUGGGUUUGAUCCGAAAACUGAUGAUUACAAAGUUGUGAAGCUUACAGCCUAUGCUGAUGGAUCCUGCGUUAUAUGGUGGAUGGAUGUUGAGAUUUAUAGCAUGAAAAAUGGUUCCUGGAAGUUCAUUACUGAAAGGGUUCCAUCACACAUCACAUGGAUUGACGAGAAUGAAGUCGUUUGUGUGGAUGGACAUGAUGGACAUCUUCAUUGGCUUGGUCAUUUUGGUGAGGAGAAGGUUUCAAAAAUGAUAGCGGUGUUUGAUUUGGGUUCUGAGACAUUCCGUGAGAUACCUCUUCCAGAUUCUACAGUAGCUACUGAAUAUGGGCGCUCAAAUGCAUUAGGAGUUUUGGGGGGGAAGCUUUGUGUGAUGUCAUGGGCUCGCAACUGGCUACGCUGUACGUAG